Messenger RNA from Pieris brassicae (large cabbage white), 1467 nucleotides. Its product is annotated as cytochrome P450 4C1-like. Bases 1 to 1467 code for a protein of 488 amino acids. Gene Ontology annotation, molecular function: heme binding; monooxygenase activity; oxidoreductase activity, acting on paired donors, with incorporation or reduction of molecular oxygen. The transcript has 10 exons. NCBI's taxonomy places the organism in Eukaryota, Metazoa, Arthropoda, Insecta, Lepidoptera, Pieridae. The record is from RefSeq and is a predicted model, not a curated record.
AUGAUAGGUUUAAUCCUAAUAAUUAUUAUCUGUGUACUAUGGGUCCGCUUUAACCGCAAUAAAAAUGAACCUCCUUCGAUCCCUGGCGGUUUACCUCUAAUUGGACAUGCUCAUCGGCUCAUUGGGGAUAGUGUUAAGCUUUGGAAGUCUGUGGUAGAGCUUUCGUAUGAUAGCUUACGUUUAGGUGGAGUUCUUUCAGCCGCUAUCGGCCCUAGGACUAUUUACGUUUUAACUGAUCCCGAGGACGCAUUGACAGUUGCAAAUAGCUGUCUACAGAAAGAUGCAUUUUACGAAUUCGCCAAAUGUUGGCUUGGAGAGGGCUUGGUUACGGGAAAAUUAUCAAUAUGGCGUCAUCACCGUCGGCUGUUAAACCCAGCUUUCAGCCAAGUAGUACUCGACAGCUUCCUUGGAGUAUUUAACAGUCAGUCACGUCGUUUGGUAGACGAUUUGAAAAGCGAGGUCGGUAAGGGGCCCUUCGACCAUUGGGUAUACACUCGACAUAAUGCGUUAGAAACUAUAUGCUUAACGGCGCUGGGAAUAGAUUUUACAGAAAAAGGUGUACUAAAUACUCAAUACGUAAAAGCAACAGAACAGAUCUUCAAUGUAUUUGUUGAGAGGUUCCAGAAAUUCUGGCUUCAUAACGACUAUAUAUACCAAUGGUCUGGCUUACGGAAGAAACAGGACAGUUUGUUGGAAAUAUUACAUAAUAUGUCAUAUACCGUAUUACAAAAACGUAAGGCCGAUUAUUUGAAACGUCUAGAAACUGGUCAAGUCGAGGAAAAAACAGGAACAAAGUUCAAGCCCUUUAUGGACCUUUUGUUGGAGUUGGCUGUGGAAAAGGGCGCGUUUAAUGACCGUGAAAUACAAGAACAUGUAGACACGAUGAUUGUUGGCGGGCACGACACAUCAGCUAGCGUACUAAUGUUCACGCUACUCCUCAUUGGUUCACACCCUGAUGUCCAGGACAAGAUAGUCGAAGAACUCAAAGAUGUAUUCGGCAACGAUGACCGUGAUGUCACCAAACAUGACCUCUCCCAGCUGGUUUAUUUAGAGGCUGUUAUAAAAGAGAGUAUGAGAAUUUAUCCCAUUGUACCAGUCACAGCCAGAGUACUUGACAGGGACCUAAAGUUAAAGACAUACACGCUAUCAAAGGGUCGGACGUGUUUUAUGUUUGUAUAUGGCAUUCAUCGACAUCCCAUGUGGGGUGAAGAUCGUGAAGAGUUUAAGCCUGAACGCUGGUUAGAUCCAGCAAAAUUGCCAGAGUGUCCUACAGCAUUUGCCGCCUUUAAUAUGGGACGAAGGAUUUGUAUUGGUAAAUCCUACGCUUACAUGUCAAUGAAGACAACGCUGGCACACCUGAUGCGCCAAUACAAGGUGAAAGGAGACCACACAAAACUCACGUUGAAGAUAGACGUGAUGCUGAAGCCCGAAGCAGGACAUCAUAUUAGCAUUGAGAAGAGAUCUUGA